Aureococcus anophagefferens is the source of this 2019-nucleotide messenger RNA. RefSeq lists its product as hypothetical. The record is from RefSeq and is a predicted model, not a curated record. The coding region runs from base 1 to 2019 and encodes 672 amino acids. NCBI's taxonomy places the organism in Eukaryota, Pelagophyceae, Pelagomonadales, Pelagomonadaceae. The transcript has 4 exons.
AUGGUGCUCGAUUCCCUAGAAGGCGACGGAAUCUCAGACGUGUUAUUGCACUGGCUCCAUGCUAAAGAUGAGUUGGGAUACGGACCGUCGCUGUGGCUACCAGAUACAGUGGUCUACAAAUUUGGGCAGCCGGUACACUGGUAUUUUACAAGCGCAGCUGAUGGUAAGAUCAAAAAGAAAAACAAACAAAAUUUGGUAAACGUCCGCAUCGAGGAGACGUUUAACAAGCGUAACAUCGGGUGCGACAUCGUUGCGUACUACAUCAGCGAGGUCACCGAUGAGAGCGGGGGGGGGGCAACAACAAACAUAGAGUAUUUCGACCGCAGAGGAUUACAUGAUUUUUUAUAUAAUCGCUGGAAGGAACAUAAUGGGGUGCUGCAGCGCUUCGUCGAACCUAAGGGGAUCAGGAAUGUGGUCAUUCGUGCGAUCUGGUCCCCGAAGGUCUGUCUGCUCGAACGAAGAGUGAAUGCAAAGCAACUCCAUGACCACCGAUACGGCCUUUAUGAACGUGCAGUUACAUAUGAGGGACCUGAACAUUUCAGUGCGGCGGCCCCCCUUCGAGGUAGCACCCUUCCUAGUCAAAUCCAACGAAUCUGUGAAAAUCUUGUCACACACAUCAAUGAAGUAUCUUUCCAAAAGCACCGCAUUGCACGAAUGGUGAUUAACUUCAAAGUGGAUUCUAGAGAUCGAAUCUGGCUCCUUUGGAGCAGUUCUAUUCGGCUUACCAGCGAGCAUAAGCAAGCGCCAAUCUCGAUUGGAAAUGCGGCUGAGACGAAACAAGCUGUCAGCAUUGACUCAAUUGUCCAACUACCACCAUAUGUCAAGCUGGUUGAUAAAGCAAGUCACUCUGAGGCAGAGCCGGAGAGUCUUGCCUGCGUGUGCUGCGUUAGCUGUGCGAAAGUGGCCACGUCGGACCAAUUUCAUCCGGUCCAGUAUAAGACCAUAAUUACGCACUUUGAACUACUCCUCAGCCUUCUCCAGGUUGAUACAGAAACGGGGUUAUUAAAAUGGCCGCCCGCCCCCGAGGUUAUUGCGGCAGCCGGGGGUGUCGGGUUUGGAAACCUACUCUCGCACCAGGAGCGAAACAAGCAAGAACCACGUGACAUUAACGUUACUUUGCCACCGAUCAUUCGCAAAGUCCAUCCCAAGUUGACACCUGCAAUGUAUCGAAAAUACCGACGAGAUCCCCUUUUUAUGUACAAAACAGUAGCCGUCUGCGAAGACUGCUUCCUAGUAUAUGCAGAAUUGGCAAAUUCACCUUUGACCUUGAUGACUACCCAGCGUGAAAUUGUAUCAAGCAGUCUUGGCAUGGGUCUUUCCUCGCGUGCCCCACCUUGGGAAAAUGAACCCUUAGGGCGACUCCAUCACGAGCAUUCUCAUGAGGCACCCAUAAAGCCGAAUCGAAAUACCUGGAUGCUCACCGAAGCCCCCUCCAUGCCUGCUCCAAUUUAUAGUUCGCCCAACGUUGCUAGUGAUGCUUCCCCAAAUACCCAGCCGGACAAAUCUGGCUUGCAAUUAUCCGUGGAUGAAAUCGUAAGACGACGAGAGGAAACUUUUUUCAAGGCAGUAAAGAACAGAGACGAUGUUCAAAAGGGUCAUCCUUUGACGCACCUAGUAACCUCGUACCGCUCGAUUCAGCAGCAUUCGAUUGAAAAGUCAAAUGGAUCAUACAAGCCCGCGGGUAUCGCUCCAGUUCAAGGGCGUGCUCCAGUUCAAGGGCAUGCACAUAGGAGCCCGUAUUUUGAACAACCCGCUCUGUUAGAUUCAUCAAGAAAAAAAACAGAGAACGAAGCAAAGUCUGUGCAUAGACAGCAGAUUUCAAAAUCGUCGAAGCAGCAUAGGGAGUUUCUGAUGUCCACGCAUUUCACAGUUGGAAGAUGUCCAGCAUUACCUUGCGACACCCAGCUCACUUCGAGCCUGGGUGCAGCAUGCCCCUGGACCUCGCCUGGCUCCAAGGGCAUCAUACACGGCGUGGGGUCGAGUAGACUCGCCGCCAUGCGCAAAGUGGGGAGUGGCUGA